Messenger RNA from Lactuca saligna, 643 nucleotides. The record is from the annotation of a GenBank genome assembly. Lineage: Eukaryota; Viridiplantae; Streptophyta; Magnoliopsida; Asterales; Asteraceae.
AUGUUACCAGCUCCCACACUCAUGCUUCCGCCUCAACCCCCAUCUGAUGACGUUAACCCUAUCCCAAACAUGGAACCUCAUGAGACGUCACCAGUAACUCCAUCUUCAUCACCGACAUCACACAUCACACCUCCUGUCGUGUCUACUCCGACUCAGCAAUGGACACCAACUCCACAACCUACUCAGCUCCAUCCCAUGGUUGCAGAAGCAAGUGUCACACCUGUAUACAUAAUGUUUGACAAUUUUAUUGAUAUUGUGGUUGUCAAAUAUUGGGCAGAAAAAGGGGUUUCAGGUUUCUAUGUUUACAAGUUUCGUCUCAAGCGUAUGGAAGGGCAGCCUUCUUUAGUGACUGACAUGGCUAAUUUGUUGUUUUUAAUGUUAGGAUGAUCUGAUUUUCACCUUCUGGAAUGUUUUCUAUUCUGUGAUGGAACUAUUUUCCAAAAAUACCCCAUGGAUUGGAUCCUGUCUCUACAUGUUGCUGCUGAAGGCACAACCUUGGUCAAACAGGCAGAAGAUGCUGCAAGUAAUAAGAAGGCAGAAAAGAGAUUGCAGGUUGAUCCUGCUACGUGGCCAAUAAUGAUCUUUAGGUUCUGCUAGAAGGAUUGGAGAUUGCAGUUAAGCUUCUAUCUAAGACUUCACGCCA